Messenger RNA from Postia placenta MAD-698-R-SB12, 1495 nucleotides. RefSeq lists its product as hypothetical. The transcript is spliced from 9 exons. Gene Ontology annotation, biological process: regulation of transcription by RNA polymerase II. The coding region runs from base 10 to 1383 and encodes 457 amino acids. Gene Ontology annotation, cellular component: histone deacetylase complex. Gene Ontology annotation, molecular function: transcription corepressor activity; protein binding. Lineage: Eukaryota; Fungi; Basidiomycota; Agaricomycetes; Polyporales; Adustoporiaceae. The record is from RefSeq and is a predicted model, not a curated record.
ACGAAUGGAAUGACUGAUGUCAAUGUGAAGAGAAAGGCCAGCACGCCGGUAGCAGACGAAGCACCCGCAGAAAAGCGACCAAGAACAUCGUCCUCUCCGGACGAGAACACAGAGGUUGACAGCAUCGCUUCCUCAACGGCUGAAUGUACGUCACUCUCUAUACCAAAGCAGCUUGAUGAGGCUUCUUCCGUACAUAAGGGACCCACAGAUCUCAAGAAGCCUCCAAAGGUCAGGAGGCCUCCUGGACCGGCCGAUGACACAACAGACCCCAACGUGGUAAGUCUGCUGAAGGGGCACAAAACUGAGGUGUUUGUUUGCGCAUGGAACCCGGCAAAGAAAAGCACGCUCGCGUCAGGCUCGAGGGAUACUGUGGUACAUCUCUGGAACGUGCCUGAAGCAAGACCACCAUCUACACAAAUACCGCCGAAAAUUGGGCCACCAUUGACCCUCGCAUGCUCGUCAAAGUCGGAACAAGGAGAUCUGACGUCGCUAGAUUGGACGCAAGACGGCAGUCUACUGGCAAUCGGUUCCUACGACGCGAUUCUACGAGUAUGCACCGCCGGCGGCGAACUCUAUUUCUCGCAUACACAACAUGAGGGACCCAUAUUCGCCACGCGCUUUUCGAAAAACGGACAGUGGUUACUCACCGCGAGUCUGGACGGCACGGCGUGUGUCUGGGACGUCACGAAGAAGACACUACAUCGACAAUUCAAUUGCCACAAAGACUGCUGUCUGGAUGUAGACUGGCUCACCGACGACUUGUUUGCAAGUUGUGGAGCAGAUGGCAAAAUUCAGAUCAUGAGUCUGGAGUCAUCAACACCACCGAAGACGUUACUAGGGCAUUCCACGGAAGUCAAUCAAAUCAAGUGUAGCCCUUCACGGACGCGAAUCGCGUCAUGUUCUGAUGACCGCACUGCGCGGAUAUGGAACAUUGAAGACGUCGUGUAUUCCCGCCCACCAAAUGACGACGUGGUGGUACUGAGCGGCCAUACGAAUACCGUCAGCUCAAUUGCAUGGUGUCCGAUAACGACCGAAGGGGAACACGAGAUACUCGCAACCUCGUCGUUUGACGGGACGUCUCGUCUGUGGGACAGUGUGACGGGCGAAUGCUUGCGCGUGUUUCAAGAUCACAAGCGUCACGUUUACGCUCUCGCUUUUAGUCCGGAUGCGAGAUUCUUCGCGACCGGAGGCAGUGAUGGCUGGCUACAUGUCUACGAUGUGAAGGCACGGCAAAAACGAUGGUCCUGGUUCGCAGGCUCCGAAAAGCCCGGAAUUUUCGAGAUCGACUGGCAACAAUCGGGUAACAUCAACCGGAUGGCUUUGGCUCUCGAGUCCAAUCAAGUCGGCGUUGUCGACGUUACACGAGUACCACUAUUACAAUGACAAGACUCGUCAUGGACACGCCGAAGACCCUCUAGUGUAGUAUACUCAUAAUCUGUAGCCUCGCAUUGAUUUAUUAUGGUAUUUACAGCAAAUUGCUGGUAUGUUCUUGACG